Molecule: messenger RNA, 1794 nt
Organism: Juglans microcarpa x Juglans regia
Lineage: Eukaryota; Viridiplantae; Streptophyta; Magnoliopsida; Fagales; Juglandaceae
Product: novel plant SNARE 11-like
Exons: 10
Coding region: 700-1485 (261 amino acids)
Biological process (GO): retrograde vesicle-mediated transport, Golgi to endoplasmic reticulum; vesicle fusion
Cellular component (GO): late endosome membrane; SNARE complex; ER to Golgi transport vesicle membrane
Molecular function (GO): SNARE binding; SNAP receptor activity
Source: RefSeq, a predicted model, not a curated record
GCAUGACGCUGGACUCCUCGUGGGUCCUUGCACCUCGUCCGGGUCGUCCCGGACAUUUUUAGCGCCUUAAACGGCCAAAAUGUCGGUCUUUUUAAUUUUUUUAAUUUUCAAGGAUAAAUCUCUCGCCCCUGAAAGCGAACCUCCCGCCCCAACCCGUUGAGACAAAAACAAAUAAUAAAAAGAAAACAUCAAAAAUUUCAAAUAAUCUUCGGAAUAAUUUACUGUAAAUCACGAGGACGAGGAGCCUCUGUUUUGCAUUGUGUGUGUGUGUGUGUUUUUUUUUUUUUUUCAAAUUUUCUAGGUCGGUGAUACUGGUAAGCGUUCGAUAUUCUCUUCACGGUCGCUGCAAAUACCUACACUGUCCGUAUCGGAUCCGAUCCGAAAUUCAGAAAGCUAACAAACGAAUCUGAAUUCGACUGGAACCGGGAUUUGAGGCCGUUUUCUUUGAUUCCCAUUCAUUUUUCGCUGGAAGCCAAACAUUUUUGUUUUCUGGCUUUGUUUGAAUCCACAUUGAAUGCGGACUGCGGUGUGUUAUUCUGUACGGAUCUGACUGGAGCUUCCCUCGAUAGCUGCGUUUGGUUCAAUCCACCGUGACUUGAUUGCUUUGGUGAUUGAAAUUGUCGUUUUGAUUGCCAUUCUGUAUAUAAAAAAAACUAGUCUCAUUUGGUAUUUCCCUGGUUUAAUCUUGCGCAACUCGAGAUGGAUCCUUUAUCUACGAUCAGCGAAGAGCUCGCGGAGAUUGACGGACAAAUCGGCGACAUCUUCCGAGCAUUAUCAAAUGGAUUUCAGAAGUUGGAGAAGGUUAAGGACUCUAAUAGGCAAAGUAGGCAGUUGGAAGAACUCACAGAAAAGAUGCGCGAGUGUAAGAGGCUUAUCAAAGAGUUUGACAGAGAAGUCAAGGAUCUGGAGAGUAGAAAUGAUCUUGGCACUAACAAGAUGCUGAAUGAGAAAAAACAGUCAAUGAUCAAAGAGUUGAAUUCAUAUGUUGCUCUCAAAAAGCAAUAUGCAUCCAAUCUUGAAAACAAGCGAAUUGAUCUCUUUGAUGGGGGUACUGAAGGACAUGGGGAGGAAAAUGUCUUGCUAGCUUCGUCCAUGACAAAUCAACAGCUAGUAGAUAGUGGAAACCGGAUGAUGGAUGAUACUGAUCAAGCUAUUGAGAGGUCAAAAAAGGUUGUUCAUGACACUAUCAAUGUUGGAACUGAGACUGCAGCAGCCCUAAAGGCUCAGACUGAACAAAUGAGUCGGGUUGUCAAUGAGCUGGAUUCUAUCCAUUUCUCAAUCAAGAAAGCUUCUCAACUUGUUAAGGAACUUGGUAGGCAGGUUGCAACUGACCGUUGUAUCAUGGCACUACUCUUCCUUAUUGUCAUUGGAGUUGUAGCCAUUAUUAUUGUUAAGCUUGUGAACCCAAACAACAAGGACAUCCGGGAUAUUCCUGGAUUAGCCCCGCCAGCGAUGACUCGGAGAUUACUUUGGAAUGCUAGUUAAAUGUUAGAAAGGGAUUAUCACACGAGGUUGAGGAUGAUUUUGCCAUCUGAUUGGAUGGAUGGAUUCUGUCGGCGGCACCCAUUAUACAGAAUUGGUCUAUUUGAGUUGUGGAUUUAUGAGUUUUCCGAGAGUUUGGUCAACUUUCCUGAGUGCAAGCUAGUCCCCUCAAAACUGUCGCUUAUUAGUUCGAUUAGAAGUGUUCUAUUUGAUUAUUUAUUCGCCUUGACUGAAAUAUAAUUUGUAUUCAACAGAAACUCAAAAUUGUGUAGAUUGUGUUGUUUCAAACCAUGUAUUGUUACACUUGUAAGA